AACAAUUCCCACUUUCCCAGCUGUCUCGACUAGAACAUGAAUCCGAUAUGGUGGUGUGAAUAGUUAAGAUGAUUGGGUUCCAAUGCUGAAGUCGAAUAACGAGUAGGGUUUUGUUAAUAAUAGGAGCGCAUUCUGUCAUUUAGUCUAUUAUGAAAUGCGCCGCUCUCCCCCACUUUAAAGUCCACGGACCCCGGCCAGUUACAUGAAUGGGGCAGCUGGACACGUGAGUUUGUUUCAAUGUGGUCUCCCCUCUUAGCGCUGGAGAAAUUCUCAUGUUUUCUCUGGCAGCGGGCCAGUUUUUUUGUCUUGUGUUGUCCCCCUCCCUCGCCUUUCCUCCUCACCCCGGUUAUCCACCAGCCACGGGAAAGUUUUUUUUUCUUCCUCAUCCUCAUUCAUUGAGUAGGCUAGUUUUGUGUGUGCUGCUGUUGAGAUGCAGUUAGAAUGCAUACAGUUUAUGUAGUUUAGCUAAUCAGUGGAAAAUAUCUCCUCCUCGCCUGAGUUCUCACAUUUUUUGCAAUUUUCAGUCCGGUCAUCGCAGAGUGUGUAUUUGACAGUGAAUGCCGUCACCGCUUCCUUUUCAAUAUAGGACUCCCGCCCAUUUGUAACGACAGGAUCUGAAAUUCCAAUCGAUCACAGGCUUAUUUUAUCACCAAAGCUACCCCCACCCACUUCUAUAGACUGAGUAGACGGUGUUUUUUUUCUGAGCCAAAUACUGAAGUGGGCAGCACGUGCUGUUCAUAAUAAAGUCAAGCAAAAUCUCUCGAGCGUUUUUUUCCCCCUUUUGUUUUCCUUUUGAGUAGCGCCAACUCACUCCGUUUAAGUUUGAUACGCGGCGGUCUAUUCGUGCAUUAGUUUACAACAAGAGGAUCGGAUCCCCCCCUCUCAAGCUCGCGCACCAGGACGUCCGGUGGCUGGCGGUGUGGUCGCCGUGUGCAGGCAGACAGGCGGGAUAGGCUCCAGGCGGACCGGGUGUUGUAGCCUAGACUAGACGGUGCUACAGGCGGGAGAGAUUACUAUUUGGUACAAAGUCACAAUGAGUGCACGCGGUGAAGAAGCCGGUGAGAGUUCAGGGACCGGGACCCAAGAUCCGGAGCCGGCUGCGGGUGCGUCUUCGGAGGCGCCAGCAAAGCGUGGACCUGGCAGACCAAGGAAGCCAGUAAAGGAACCCACAGGGGAGCCUGUCCCCAAACGACCGAGGGGCCGCCCCAGAGGCAGCAAGAACAAGGGGCCGUCCAAGAAAGCCCUGGCUAGCGGAGAGAAGAGACCAAGAGGAAGACCUAGGAAAUGGCCACAGCAGGUGGUCCAGAAGAAGCCCCCUCAGGAAGAAGAAGAGGAGGAGGAGGAGGAGGAAGAGGAGGAGUCCGGAGAAGAGGACUAAAGAGCCACACCAUUUGACCUCUACCUCAUCCAUGGGUCAGUUGAUCCUCCUGGGGAUGCAGCUGCCUUGACCACUUUUUAACCACGUCGACACACAACCUCUACUGAUAGUCCACUUCUAUCGAACCGCUUUCAUUUUUCUCCUUUUGUUUAUUUGGUUUAUUUUAUUCUGGGAUGAACACACGUUGUUCCUGAAAGUGGGAGCCGUGAAAAGAAAACAACAUAUUUGACAACAGAUUCCACCUCUUUGCAACACGUUUUUUUUCUCCAAGUGCUCGAUGUACAGGGGUGCUAGGGUAGGACACAGAAGUAGCUGUGGUUGCUCCCCUUCCCUUCCCCUCACCCAUCCUCCCCCACUCCCCCCUCACCCAUCCUCCCCCACUCCCCCCUCACCCAUCCUCCCCCUUCGCCUUACACUACUCUCUCGAUGUUGACUGUUAGUCCGGCUUUCUUGACCAAGAGACAGGAACUGAACCGUCUGUUAUCAUCACUCACAGAUUCAUUCAUAUUGCUUCUUUUUCACUACAUAAGUAGAAGGAUCUAGAACACACAGACACACACACAGACAUACAGACACACACACAGACAGACAGACACACAAACAAACAGACAGACACACAGG
This is a messenger RNA of Esox lucius (northern pike), 1999 nucleotides long. It is a transcript of the gene hmga2, whose product is annotated as high mobility group AT-hook 2. NCBI's taxonomy places the organism in Eukaryota, Metazoa, Chordata, Actinopteri, Esociformes, Esocidae. The coding region runs from base 1034 to 1378 and encodes 114 amino acids. Gene Ontology annotation, cellular component: chromatin; nucleus. The record is from RefSeq and is a predicted model, not a curated record. Gene Ontology annotation, molecular function: transcription coregulator activity; DNA binding. Gene Ontology annotation, biological process: regulation of DNA-templated transcription. The transcript has 6 exons.